AUGAAUUUAGAUUCUUUUCAACCUCCUUUAGGAACUUUAAAUCACAUAAGCUUUUGUGUUAAUGAUUAUCCAAAGUGUGUCGAAUUUUACGAUUCCGUUCUCACAAGACUUGGUUAUAAGAUAUUAAUUAAAACAGAAUUCUAUGCUUCUUGGUUACAUCCCAGAGUAGGGCGAAUCGCGAUAAUACCUGCUCAAUCUCAAAAUAAAAAUGAAAAACAUAAUAGAUAUUCUGUGGGAUUUCACCACCUUGCACUAAACGCCACAAGUAGAAAAGAAAUUGAUGAUUUUCAUGACUUCUUGGUGGAGAAAAAAUAUAAAGUUUUAGAUGUACCUCAAGAGCAUUAUGUACCUGGGUAUUAUGCUGUCUUUUGGGAAGAUCCUAACGGAUUGAAAUUUGAGCUUAGUCAUGUUUCACUUUCUAAAUACUGCGCUUCAUUAGACGAGAAAAAGCACAUAGAAGAAGAGCUCAUUCAUAAAGAAAGUGAACUCACAGAAAAAAAUGAAAAUAAAAAUAUAUGUAAAAAGCUUGGUUAA
This is a messenger RNA of Diversispora eburnea, 534 nucleotides long. The record is from the annotation of a GenBank genome assembly. NCBI's taxonomy places the organism in Eukaryota, Fungi, Glomeromycota, Glomeromycetes, Diversisporales, Diversisporaceae.